This is a messenger RNA of Zootoca vivipara (common lizard), 3448 nucleotides long. NCBI's taxonomy places the organism in Eukaryota, Metazoa, Chordata, Lepidosauria, Squamata, Lacertidae. The record is from RefSeq and is a predicted model, not a curated record.
GGCAAGGGAAUGGUGGCGCUGCUGUGACUGUGGAGCUGAGCAACUCUGAGGGAGCUGCUGUGUCACUCAGUCGCCCUCCCCCAACACACACAACCAGGGGACCUCCAGGUGUUGGGGGCCCUGGCGUCUGUCAACUUCUACCCAACCCUCAUUCCUUUUGCUGAGCACUCAGCCCUCUAGCACCGCUUUGGCUCUUAUUCUCGCAUGUAGUGCUUUUCCCUAUUGUGAAGGGGGGGAUCCACUUCAGGGCUCCCCGUGAAUGCCCCAUUGGGGGGGUACUUCUGCUGGAUGGUGCUGAGGAGCCCACCAGAGGCACCUGGCUCACCCACAUGUUCUGAGGGCAGAAAACGAAGCUCUGUGCUGCUUGGGUGCUGCUGGCUUUACUCUGAAGCUAGGAGGGCAAGGUGGGGGAGGGACCUUUCCAUCCUAUCUAGCCCACUGUUAAGUCUCCAGCCCUGAACUUAAGACACAGUGGGCACCUUCACCCAGCACAUGCUGGGGGGAGGCAGGCACAUGCGCCAGAGGAGCGUUUACCUGGGAGUAAGCUUCCUUUUGCACAGUAGCACUUGCUCUUGAGUAAAUAUGCAGAAGGCAGCACUGUGAAUAUGUAUAGCAUCAAAACCAUUUUGGAUAUGAAAUCCAGGCUAUGCUUCUAGGCAGAAGAAAUUUACUGGUUUAACAUUCAGUACCUGCUCCAUGAUAAUAGUAACAACAUCCCGGCACAUUUGCCCACAGUAUUGUGUGCCUGCUGCAUGUCCCCUCCUUAAUCAGCUGGACUCUACCUAUUGUUCCACCAUCUAUGGUGCAGAGAACUAGCAUUCACAGCCUCUGGCGAGACAUGCAGUGCAGAUUGGCUGGUGUAGUUCUUGGGCAAGAUAAUUUGAUUGUAUUGCUAGUAUCUCUAGAACAGGAGGAAUAUUUAGCAAUAGCAGCUCACAUCUGGUUUUUCUGGAAUGAAGAGAUGCUUCAAGUUUUUUUUUUUUAGGAGACUAGAGUUUGUGGUAGAAAGGGUUUCACAUUGUUUUAUUCUUUUUCUUAAAAAACAACAACAGGCCAUUAUUAGUCUGAAUAAAUGCUACAUGCCAGAACAUGUCGUACUCUACAUGCCUUACGUAUCUGAUGGAAGAAUGGAUUUUUCUUGAAUAUCUCCCAUAUGUGAUCAUCUGUUCAGUAGUGCUGGUGUUUAUCAACAUCCUGUUACUUUUUACAAUUCCUGUAUGUGUGCUGCUUUUUCUUUACCUUUCUUCUUUGUUCCUCUUCAUCUAUGAGAGGACACAUAAACUAAAAGAAGCUUAUUCCAGUAAAGCAUGGGAUGGUGCACGACUAAUUAUAGCAUUCAUGUGGGAUAGACUUGGAAGAUUUUUGAAUGGUUAUGAACUACGUGGCAUAGAAAACCUACCAGAUGGACCAGGCCUUAUUAUAUUUUACCAUGGAACAAUUCCUAUAGAUUAUGCUUACUUUUUAGCCAAACUUAUUCUUCUGAAGCGCCGAAGUUGCUAUACAGUAGCUGAUCGUUGUGUUUUCAAAUUUCCAGGUUUUAAAAGAUUAGGUGCUGUAAUGUGGCUCUUACCUGGUACACAGCAAGAGUGUGUAAAUGUUCUAAAAAAUGGUCAUCUGCUGGGAAUUGCACCAGGGGGAGUUCGAGAAGCACUAUUUAGUGAUAAAUCAUACAAACUUGUAUGGAAAAAUCGGAAAGGUUUUGCUCAAGUGGCUAUAGAUGCCAAAGUGCCCAUCAUUCCGAUGCAUACACAAAAUGUUCGGGAAGGAUUUAGGGUCUUUGGACGAACAAGAUUCACUAAGUGGUGUUUUGAAUCUCUUCGGCUGCCUGUACUUCCUCCAUAUGGUGGAUUUCCAGUCAAAUUUCGUACAUAUAUUGGUAAACCCAUUCCAUAUGAUCCAAAUAUAACAGCUACAGAGUUAGCAACAAAGAGCAAGGCAGCACUCCAGGCAUUAAUUCAAAUGCACCAGCAAAUUCCUGGAAACAUCUAUGAUGCUUUAAUGGAAAGAUUUCACAAAGAGAAGGGAAAAAAAACCUGAAAUGAUUUAGGUCCAGCUCAACAACUUUGGCUCACCCUUCCCAAAGAAAGCUCAACAACUCUGGUCAAUCCACUGCCAGUUUAUUUAUAGUGGGAGGAGAUUGCAGUCUCUUGGAAGCUGGACAUCCCUGAUUUAGGUGAUAAGGGCUAAUUCUAAUAUUAGGGGCAGAAUGAGGCAGCAAAUUAUAUUUAUUAAUGCUGUAUUUUCCCCCUGAUGGUGAGAGGGAGGGGCAUGUAUGGGAUUUGUCUGCCUCCAGGCCAAUUCCAAAGUAACUUGACUCUACACCUUAAUAAGUGGGAGGCACCAUUUGCUGCUCUGCCUGGGACAGCCUCUCUCACCCUGAUCUUGCCACUGUGAUCCAUGCAACAGUCACCUCCAGGCUUAAUUAUUAUUAUUCACUCUACGUGGGGCUGCCCUUGGAGCUGACCCAGAAACUCCAGUGGGUGCAGAAUGCCACAGUGAGACUCCUUAUGCGGUCCUCACCGCGGGAUCACAUUCAUCCAGUGCUAUACCAGCUGCACUGGCUCCUGGUGGAGUACAGGAUCAGGUUUAAGGUGCUGGUUUUAACUUUUAAAGCCCUAUAAGGCCUAGGAACCUCGUAGCUAUGGCACCACCUCUCCUGGUAUGUCCUUACGCUCCUUGAGGUUCUGAGCCUUGAGAUUAGACUGGUCUCAACCAGGGCUCUGCGGGAUUUGACAUCUUUCCGCAGGGCCUGUAAGAUGGAGCUGUUCCGCCAGGCCUUUGGUCGGGGUUCAGUCUGACUCUCUCUCCCCUUUCAUAAGACCUGCAUGAAAAUGGCAUCCCAAUUUUUCUCACAGGCUCAUAUAAAUUCAGCACAGUUGGGCCUGGUGAGCAUUUAAGGUCCCCAACCCUAAUCUGCAGGUUGCCAUCUGAUUGGAUUUUAUUUUGAUCCUGAUCUGAUUUUAGGGUGUAAUUUAAUUGAUUAACUGAUUUUAUGUUAAUGUGUUAUACAUUUGAUGUUAGCCACUCUGAGCCCGGUUUUGGCCGGUGAGGGCGGGGUAUAAAUAAAAAAUUAUUAUUAAUAAUAAUAAUUAUAAAAAGGGAGUAAAAUAAAAGGCUUCUGAUUGUCUGUGUGUCAGUUACAUAAAAUAAAAUACUCAAAACAUUCACUAUAGGGCAACAUCCAACUCUUCUACUUUCUGUUACGCAAUAUUUCCCAAAUCUUCAGACCCAAAAGUCUCAAAUUCAUUUAUUUUCCUUUUCACACAAAAAGUCCCCCAAAAAGGUUCUCUAAUUAUUGAUAUUAGUAAAUUUCAGCAGUUUUCCUCUAAUCAAAUAUAUAAACUUUGUCUCCAAUAACUUCAACAAUUCCUCCAUAUUAACAUUGAAUAUAAAUGAUCUGCAAAAGGACGUUAUGUACUGAAAACAGAGAUGAUUUAUGUACUUUUGU